Molecule: messenger RNA, 6086 nt
Organism: Alosa sapidissima (American shad)
Lineage: Eukaryota; Metazoa; Chordata; Actinopteri; Clupeiformes; Clupeidae
Gene: jarid2a
Product: jumonji, AT rich interactive domain 2a
Exons: 18
Coding region: 554-4576 (1340 amino acids)
Biological process (GO): chromatin remodeling
Cellular component (GO): nucleus
Molecular function (GO): histone demethylase activity; DNA binding
Source: RefSeq, a predicted model, not a curated record
GUUACCGCGAAAUGUGGUCAUGGGUUGUGAUAGGACUGUGCUGCCGAAGAAAGACACGAGCAGUUCGUAAUAACAUUGGUGCCGAGGAGUUCGCACAUUAUCUGAUAACAACGGGCAAAUAACUCUGGACUUCAUUUUAACCGAAAUAUAGGCUAUAGCAUCUACCCCGACACAAUGUAACAUUUAACGAUAUAUAACCACCAAGGGGGACACUGCUGCGAUUGCGGGGCUGCGCUUUCUGGAGGAUUGACGACGCUUUUUGUAUCCCUAAUGGAAGAUCCUGAAAUGCUUUAUCGUGGAUAUGCUAUGCCGUUGUGAUUUUUCUGGUUGAACCGGGUUUUCCUCUUCUUGGAUAUAUAUUUUGGAAUCUUCGUUAAGCGAUUUCUGAUUCUGCAUAAUCGAACACAGGGAUAAAACAAUCUCGGUCUACCUCGCCAUAUCGCUACCCGGGAUUUAAAUUAUCACGUGUUAUAACAACGGAACCAUAAAUAGUAGCCUACAUCAAAAUUAAUGUGGCGACCCAAUCUUUAGCGAAUACAAUCUGGAUUGCAGAAUGAGCAGGGAAAGACCCAAGAGGAAUAUCAUUCAAAAGAAAUUUGAUGAUAACGAUGGCAUCCCCUGGUCGGAGGAGCGCGUGGUGCGCAGGGUGCUCUACCUCUCCCUCAAGGAGUUCAAGAGAGAACAGAAGAGCAAAGUGCUGGGGAAGGAAGGCCACGGCAAGGGGGGCAUUAAUGGUGUUUUAGCAAAUGGCCAUUUGAGUGGAUCGAGUUCCAGGUCAACAGCGUCCAAAGGGUUCACGGGCAGCUCCAAGGCGGACCGCUCCCGUCGCCUGGCCCCGAGUCAUGAUGGAGUCAGCGAAUCCUCAGAGGAGGGGCCCGUCCGCAAGAGGCCCAGACUGCAGGCCCAGAGGAAGUUUGCCCAGUCCCAGCCCAACUCCCCCACCUCCACGCCGGUCAAGAUGGUGGAGACCAUGCCGCCCAGCCCCGUGCCCCCUCUCAGUGAGCUCUCCAAGCGCCGGCCCAAGACUGAGGACUUCCUCACCUUCCUCUGUUUACGAGGUUCUUCGGCGUUACCCAGCAGCAUGGUCUACUUUGGUACUGCCCAGGAGGACGCCGACGUGGAGGAGGACGACGAGGAGGGGGAUCAGGAGACGGAGGCAGCGGGCAGCGAGGCGUCCACGUCCUGUCAGUCCACACCGCGGAAACACAAAUCACCUGGCAAACCCACCGCCAACGGCCACGGUAUUUUCAGUGGCCAGGCCAAAGCCGCGGGAGUGAAGGAGGUGAGCCUGCGGUCCAGGGGGAAGGAGACCCCCCAGGCGAGGGACAGGAGCCAGAGGGAGCAACGCUCCGACCACGGCGCCCCGGCUCGCGCCUCCACCACCCACAACCUGAGGCCUAGCCGGGCGGUGCAGGAGCGGCCACUGCAGGUUUCUAGAAUGAAUGGAGCAUUGCGGGAAUCUUCCACCAGCACGCGGAAGGCAAAACAUCCCCUCCCCCCGCCUCCGCCGCCACCACCGCCGACCAAAGCUGUGAAGUACCCCAAGGGCCACGUCACCUACACCAAAGCGAGGUUGCUCAAGGAGGCCAAGCUCAACCCGGGCGCCCGCACCAGCCAGUCGGCCACCUCACGCACCAACAGCCACAGCCACGCCAGCAACACCAGCCAGCCCCCCCACAAAAUCAACUCAGGAAAAGCCAGACAGAGCAGCCAGGUCAAGACCGUCCGAGCGGCGCUACCCCCCAAGGCCGACGGCUGCUCGCGGCUCAAUGGCAGGAGCAGCGGCAGAGGCGAGGCAGCCGGGGAGACACGCCAGGUGCCGCGUCAGCCACCGCCGCCGCGGCGUAACGGACUCAGGCAGUCAAAGAGACAGCUGGAGGCGGCCGGGGGAGGCACUAGCCCGGCCAGGAACAGUCCAGAGGUGGGCAUCAAAAAGGUCAAAGUGCAGGUGGUGUCUCCGGAGACAAGCUGCAAGAAGGCUGACGCUGUUCCAGCCGAGCCACACGUGCCGGAGAAGGUCGCCGCGGAGACAGCCGCAGAGACGGCAUCGGCCGUGCCCAGCAACGGCGACGCGGCGGCGGCGGGCAGCCAGCAGACGGCGGCCUCCCAGAGGCCCAAGCGGGUGUCGGCCGGGCGGCUGAUGUUUACCCGCCAGGCUCAGCCCAGGCCACCGCCUCCGCCACUGCCACCCUUCCAGCCGCCGCAGCCCAAAACUGCCCCGACGCCACCAGCACUGCCGCCGCCCGCCGAGCCCCCGAAACCGGCCGAGCCCAAAGCGGCCCGCGAGAGGGAGCGGGGCAAGCGAGGCGCUGGCACGGGCACCAGGACAGGGGCGGACACAGGGGCGGGCACCAGGACAGGGGCGGACGCAGGGGCGGGCACUGGGACGGGGACGGGGGCGGACGCAGGGCCGGGGCAAGGGCCGUUCGAAGGCGUGACGGACGUGCCGGUGUUCGAGCCGUCGGCGCAGGAGUUCCAGGACCCGCUGGCGUUUGUGGCGCGCGUGCGGGAGCGGGCUGAGCCGUUCGGACUGUGCCGGAUGGUGCCGCCCCCCUGCUGGCGGCCCGAGUGCAAGCUGAAGGACGAGAUGCGCUUCGUCACGCAGGUGCAGCACGUGCACAAGCUCGGACGCCGCUGGGGCCCCAACGUCCAGCGGCUGGCCUGCAUACGCAAACACCUCCGCACACAGGCCAUCUCCCUGGAUGAGCCCCCACUCAUCGGGGGCUGCGAACUGGACCUUGCUCGCUUCUUCCAGCUCAUCAACGACAUGGGCGGCAUGCAGCAGGUGAGCGACCUGAAGAAGUGGAGCCGCCUGGCCGACCUGCUGGGCAUCCCCAAGUCGGCGCAGGACCGCCUGGCCAAGCUGCAGGAGGCCUACUGCCAGUACCUGCUCUCCUACGACUCGCUGCCCGCUGCCGAGCGCGCCCGCCUGGAGUGCGAGGUCCUCGCCGACAAGGAGCAGCUCGAGAGGCACAAGGGGCCCCUGGAGGGCCAGGCUGACCACUCCCAGCAGGCCCUGCUGCUGCUGCCGCGCAGCGAGCCCAAGAACGGCCUGCUCAAUGGCGUGCUGCACCCGAACGGCGCGCACCACCACCAGGGCAGGCUGAGGGAGCUGCAGCUGGACACGGGCGGGAAGGCCAGCGGCGCCAGCGGCACCAGCAACGGCAGCAGUAGCCGGCGGAGGACGGCGUCACAGGAGAAGAGAGCAGGAGGAGGAGGUGAAGAGGAGGAGACCGAGCAACAGGGUGGUGUACUGAGUGACCAACAUAAGUGCGUCUACAGGGGGAAAUCCAUGUCCCUCACAACAUUCUUCAGGACAGCAAGGAACACCAUGAACAUGUGCUUCAGCAAGGAACCUGACGCAGCGGAGGUAGAGGAGGAGUACUGGAGGAUCGUGGAGGAAAGGGAAAGCCAUGUUGCAGUGCAUUGUGGGAGGAUUGACACUAAGACACAUGGGAGCGGCUUCCCUAUGGGCAAGUCUGAGCCAUUUUCAAAGCAUGGAUGGAACCUCACUGUCCUUCCCAAUAACUCAGGAUCCAUCUUACGUCACCUCGGUGCUGUGUCUGGAGUGACCAUCCCCUGGUUGAACAUUGGCAUGGUUUUUUCUACCUCAUGCUGGUCUCGGGACCAGAACCGCCUUCCGUACAUAGAUUACCUACACACUGGUGCUGACUGUAUUUGGUACUGUAUUCCCGCUGAGGAGAAGACGAAACUUGACAAAGUAGUUCACACACUGCUGCAGGCCAAUGGGACUCCGGGACUGGAGAUGCUGGAGAAAGGCAUCAUGAUCUCCCCCGAGGUGCUGUGUCGAGAGGGCAUCCGAGUCCACCGCACGGUCCAGAAGAGUGGCCAGUUCAUGAUCUGCUUCCCAGGGACGUUCGUGGCCAAGGUGUGCUGUGGGUACAGUGUGUCGGAGACGGUGCACUUUGCCACUGCCCAGUGGAUGACCAUGGGCCAUGAGGCUGCUAAGGAACUGAAGCGUCGUCGGAUGGAGGAGCCGUUUUCCACGGAGAGGCUGCUUUACAAGAUGGGCAUGUUUGAGUCCAGACGGGAGAACAAACUUUUGCAGAGUACAAUCUCCUCACUUCUCAGAGAUCUCAGGGACACAGAGAUUAGCCAACGGCAGGAUCUGUUCAAGGCCGGGCUGCGUUCGUCGGCGCGCUACCGGACGCUGGACAGCAGCCAGCCCCCCACGGAAGGCCGGAAGAAGCCGAGCGCGCGGUUGGCCGAGGACACCUCAGACCGGCGCUGCCAGACCUGCCAGCACCUGUGCUACCUGUCCAUGGUGGUCCAGGAGAGCGAUAACGUGGUGUUCUGUCUGGAGUGCACGCUGCAUCUGGUCCAGAAGCGACGCUCCUCCAGGGGUCUGAAGAUGAUGUACCGCUACGACGAGGAGCAGAUGAACAGCCUGCUGAGCCGCGUGAGUGGGAGGGUGCAGGAGAGGAGCAGCGAGAGGAGGAGGGCGGAGCCUCAGGCCCAGGCCCCAGCUCCGUGCCCAACACCAGCACAGCGCAGCCCCCGUGCUGCCAGGAGAUCCACCCAGACCCCCAAACACACCGCCAGCCCUCAGAUGUGACCCCCUACACACACACACACACACACACACACACACACACACACACACACACACACCUCAAUCACCUGAUACACUCCACCUUUCAACUUUCUGAAAAACAAUCCCCCACUCUUACACACACCAACCCUCAGCAUUAACACACACAUACACACAAAUACCUUCCCAACAGAGAUGGAGGACCUCUUCCCUGAAAGCACGAAAAAUCUUUUUGCACUAGUUCUGAGGUCAACUGUUUCUCUUUUUUAUCGUUAUUUUAUAUGAGUUUGUUGUUUUUUUUAGAUCUGAGUAUUUUCUGGUUGUUUUAGCAUUAAGUUGAAUAUAGAUCUAUACGUAAAUACCAAUAUAUCUAUCGAAUUACCUUCUGUUUUGUGCUCAAAUGGUGCUGUAGUUUCACUCUCUUCCACACUAGGCCUGCCUGCUCUCCUCCUCUAGACGCCCCCUGCAGGUCACCCCCCGCAGUGAAAAAAAAAAAAAAUCAGCCAGGAAGUGCAGACUGAGGUUACUACAAAGAAGUCACACAGCAGUUUUAAAUAUAAGCUAUUUUGUAAAUCAGAAAGUCAAAUUAUUAUUAUAAAAGAGACACCUUCCCGCUGGCCCCAAAGUCAGCAAAAUUAGAAAAUGCCAUGAAAACGUUUCAGACCUAUGAAUAAGGUUUCUAAGAAAUGAAGCCAUUAAUUUUAAGCUUUAUUAUAAAUACUAGGAUACUACUUUAUUUCAGUUGUAAGAAAUAAGAACCCCAACCCACACAACCCCCCCCCCCUUGACAUUAUGUCAUGCAAAUUAGAUUUUACCAAAAAAAAACAAAAAAAACAAUAAAACCCACACAGAUGCUAAAAUUACCCUUGUUACACUUGUGCUAAGCCAAUACCUUAUCUUUUUGUGCUCUAAACUCAAGCUGAGGGAGAGCAUGGUGGGUGGUUCGAGGCGAAUCGACGGUGAAGACGAAGGGUAUUAGCCUUACUCACCCUUUUGGAACCUUCACCUGCCUCGGCGAGUCCUCCGCAGGGUCACGCUUGUAACAUAUAUAAAUAAGUGCUGCUUAAAUCAUGAAGUAUGGCAUAGUGGUGGUCCCUAGUUUUUUAGCUUUAAUUUUAUAAUAAAAAGGGAAAUGUUAAAAUAAUAAUAAUAAUAAUAAUAAUAAUACAUAAUUAUAACAAUAAUAAUAAUAAUAAUAUAGGUACAGUAGUAGCUCCUGUUGUUGCACUGGCACCCGAUUCUUUAAUCCCAACUUUAUCGUUGCUUCCCUAAAAAUUACUGAACUGUAUUAGAGAUAAUCAAACACAGAGUUUAGUGUUUUCCAGAGUUGUGGUUGUCUAGUUUUUGUUUGUUUUUUAAGGCCUUACAGUGUUUUAUGAUGUUUUUUUUUUUUUACAGUAAACCUUGCUUGUCUUACAUUUUAUUUAUAAGCACUGAAUUUUCCGCUCUCCUAUCAAAAGUUAUGUUAUUACAGUUUUUUCACUUUGCAGGUUUGUACUUCUAAGUUUGAAUAAAUAAACUAUUCCACUGUCAA